ACCCAGGAGUCUAACCCCACAGGCCCCUCCCUCAGGCUCAAGGCUUUGUCCCCUUCCCUGGCACAGGUGGCCAGGCUGCUGGAGGUACCCGCUGUGCUGACAGAGCAGUACCCAGAAGGCCUGGGCCCCACCGUGCCUGAGCUGGGGGCUGAAGGCCUGCAGCCGCUGGCCAAAACCUGCUUCAGCAUGGUGCCUGCGGUGCAACGGGAGCUGGACACCCGGCCGCAGCUGCGUUCUGUACUCCUCUGCGGCAUUGAGACACAGGCCUGCAUCCUGAACACCACCUUGGACCUCCUGGACCGCGGGCUGCAGGUCCAUGUGGUGGUGGACGCCUGCUCUUCUCGCAGCCAGGUGGACAGGCUGGUGGCGCUGGCCCGGAUGCGGCAGAGUGGCGCCUUCCUCUCCACCAGUGAAGGGCUGAUUCUGCAGCUUGUGGGUGAUGCCGCCCACCCCCAGUUUAAGGAGAUCCAGAAGGUCAUCAAGGAGCCUGCCCCAGACAGUGGGCUGCUGGGACUCUUCCAAGGCCAGAAUCCCCUCUUCCGCUGAACUCCUCACCCUGAAGACCACCCUCCUGUCAUUGGGACCUCAGUGGAAUCAUUUCGCCCCCGUCCUUCGCUCCCAAGAGUGGUGCAGUCCACCGGGAGUACCACCCCCUCGGGAGGGGAGGUGGAGUGCUACCUUUCCAUUGGGCCAAAGAGCCCGGAAAUGCAAAUGAGACUCCGGAAGCUGGGCGGCGGUUGGCUGAGCAGAGCUGGGGGCGGGGCUCGGCCCCGGGCCACUUCACGAGGCGGGGAGGGGCGGGGGAGGGAGUGUCACAGGCUGUGGAACCCGGACUUGCAGAAUAAACAUUGAUGUGGCUAU
Molecule: messenger RNA, 861 nt
Organism: Ailuropoda melanoleuca (giant panda)
Lineage: Eukaryota; Metazoa; Chordata; Mammalia; Carnivora; Ursidae
Gene: ISOC2
Product: isochorismatase domain containing 2
Exons: 4
Source: RefSeq, a predicted model, not a curated record